AUGGUGUCCUGGGGCCGCCUGAUUCUUCACGCCUUUUCCUUUUCUCCUCUCAACAAUGAUCUCGCCGCAAUCUACCAGCCCGACAAGGCGAGGUUCGCUGUUCCUGCUCUUCAACCAGCGAAGAACAUCUUAGGCGGAAUGAACGGUGGUGCCUUCCACGGUCCGGCCUUCAUAUCAAAUGAAAUGCAAACACUUCAAAACGCUCUGGCUGCGAAACAACAAGAUGACGACUCUCCUCUCGGAAAGAUUGACGCACCAACGCUACCUCCUUUCCUUGCUGGUGGUGGCACGCCUCUUCCCAAUGGCUUCNCCUGGGGCCAGUCAACGGCCAACAACACCAACUAUUACACAACUACACCCAACACUGGUGUCACCCGAUACUACGACUUUGAGAUAUCCGCUGGACGGAUUGCACCCGACGGUGUUCUCAAGGAUGGUGUCCUCGUCAAUGGACAGUUUCCUGGACCGACGAUCGAAGCUAACUGGGGUGACAUGAUCUCAAUCACUGUCAAGAAUUCCCUGGACGAGGGAACCUCAAUGCAUUGGCAUGGUGAGAAUACGCCGGUACAUAUAGAAGGGGGUCUGCUAACAACAGGCANNGGACUGCUCCAGAAAGCAACUCCAUGGUAUGAUGGAGUGCCAACUAUCAUGCAAUGUCCCAUAGCCCCUGGCAAGUCCUUCACAUAUACCUUCCAGGCUGAUCUAUACGGAACCAGCUGGUACCACAGCCACUACAGUGGCGCAGCUGGUGCUAUGAUCAUCUAUGGUCCCAAGAAUGUAGACUACGACAUCGACCUUGGACCAGUAAUCUUGAGCGAUUGGUAUCAUGAAGACUAUAACACUCUUGUCGAGCAGACAAUGUCAAAAGCCGACGCCAAUACUCCUCAGCCCGCAUCGAACAACAACUUGAUUAACGGCAAGAUGAACUUCCCAUGCCACAAGGAUGUCAACUGCACCGCCAACGCUGGCCUCUCUAAAUUUUCCUUUACCUCUGGCAAGAAGCACAGGUUGCGAUUGAUCAACAUGAGUGCCGAAGCCAUGCAAAAGUUCUCGAUUGAUGGCCACAAGAUGACUGUUAUUGCGAAUGACUUUGUUCCUGUUGAGCCUUAUGAGGUUGCUGUGAGUACCANNGGCCAACGUACCGACAUUAUCGUUGAAGCUGGUGGCUCGCCUACCGACAGCGCCUGGAUGCGGUCCAACAUCCAGUACUGCUCCUUGACCGAUGGCACCGUCAACGAAGCCGUCGCCGCCGUCUACUACGAAAACGCAGACAAUACCACAAUCCCCAAGACCAAGUCCUCAGUCACCACAACCCAACUCUCCUACUGCAACAACGACGAUCUCUCCGUAACCAAGCCUUUCCUUGCCAUCACCCCCGAUCCAAACCCGUCCACUACUGAAGAUCUGAUUAUCGAGUACCGCACCAACGAAACAGACUUUAACCUCUGGUUUGUCAACAACAUUAGCUUCAGAGGCGAUUACAAUAACCCGGUGCUGCUGGAAGCCAAACUCGGCAACCUCGGUUUUGCCGAAGAGGCACAUGUGAUGAACUUUGGCUCCAACAAGACUGUAAGGCUCGUAGUAUACAAUUACUUUGCUUUUGGCGGUCAUCCCAUGCAUAUGCACGGUCAUAACAUGUACGUCCUCGCAGAAGGCUUUGGCGAAUGGGACAAUACCGUCACCAACCCAUCCAACCCCCAGCGCCGCGAUACCAUCUGGGUCCAAGCCGCAAAAGACAAAGAUACACCCGCGUACAUUGUUCUUCAAAUCGAUCAAGACAAUCCCGGCGUCUGGCCUUUUCAUUGCCAUAUUGCUUGGCAUGUAUCUGCAGGUUUGUAUGUGAGUAUUUUGGAACGACCGGAUGAUAUCAAGAAGUCUAUGAAUAUCCCGGGGGUUAUGGCGCAGAGUUGUAGGGAUUGGAGUGUUUGGACUGGUGGGGUCGUUGUGGAUCAGAUAGACAGUGGGUUGUGA
Molecule: messenger RNA, 1971 nt
Organism: Aureobasidium vineae
Lineage: Eukaryota; Fungi; Ascomycota; Dothideomycetes; Dothideales; Saccotheciaceae
Source: the annotation of a GenBank genome assembly